This is a messenger RNA of Conger conger (European conger), 7960 nucleotides long. It is a transcript of the gene mapk8ip2, whose product is annotated as mitogen-activated protein kinase 8 interacting protein 2. Gene Ontology annotation, molecular function: protein binding. Bases 552 to 4274 code for a protein of 1240 amino acids. The record is from RefSeq and is a predicted model, not a curated record. NCBI's taxonomy places the organism in Eukaryota, Metazoa, Chordata, Actinopteri, Anguilliformes, Congridae. Gene Ontology annotation, cellular component: cytoplasm. Gene Ontology annotation, biological process: regulation of JNK cascade. The transcript is spliced from 13 exons.
CUCGUGGGACAGACAGCGUCGGGCACAUCUGGCUCAAACGCGGGCCGUAAUACGAUUAUCCGCAGUGCCGUUUCCUGCUCUUCGUUGUCAGCACUGCCCACACGCAACAUCAUGCAGCUGGCUUUUGCGUAGCGGUAGCGGUGGAGCUGAGCUUGGAGAUCUGACUGCGCGUACUUUGAAGGCAGUGAGACUGCGCUGGCUUCUCCUCCCUGUACACACUCCUGACAGUGGCACAGGCUGCCGCAGCUCAUAUUCGGCGUAGAGGUGCACAGUUAUUUUUUUGCUAUAUGGUAAGGACCUCUUUCUCGGAUACAGAAAACGACGUCUCAUAACGCUGCCUGGCGUGGAUUUCCCGAAUUAAUGGUCGUGAGUCAACGCGCGUGAUUUGGCGAGGUCGAGUCGGCGGCAUCUGCAGUGUGGCCAUCGAGGGGGGAGAAAAUCUUAGCUGGUCGCCGUCAUCCCUUGAUCUCGUUUGCCUGCACCAUCUCUGGCUGUGAAUGGGCUGCACUUUGUGAUUAUCUGCAGUCAUUUAGUGUCAAUCGUGGAAGAAGAUGGCGGACAGGGCUGAGAUGUUUUCGCUCUCCACCUUCCAUUCCCUCUCUCCCCCCGGCUGCAGGCCAGCCCAUGACAUCAGUCUAGAGGAGUUUGAUGAUGAGGAUCUGUCGGAGAUCACGGAUGACUGCGGGAUUGGGCUGAACUACGACUCCGACCCGUACGAGAAGGAUUGCCUCAUCCUGGAGAAAAAUGACGUCCAUCACCCUGUCUGCUCCUUCCAAGAUGACUUCCAGGAGUUUGAGAUGAUCGACGAUGACGAUGAGGACGACAAUGAAGAGGAUGAUGUGGAGGACGCAGAGUCCCCUCCCUCUACCUCCGUCUCGCCGUCUUCAUCUCCAGCGUUGGGCACUCUGCAGAAGAGCCGGCCGACCACCCUGAACCUAACUGCCGCCGUCUCCCAGGACUCCUUGAACAACAACAGCAGUUUAUCUCCCCGCAAGGCCAGCUGGCAGGAUUCUGUACGCAACCCCGCCCCUCAAGGACGAUUGUCCCCAGCCCAUUCUUGCCUUGAAGAUGCUGACCACACCAAUGGCCAAUGUGCUACUGCUCCAGCCCCCGAGUCCCAAAGCAAAGGUACUCCCCCAAAACAGCCCGGGGACCCCGGUCACACUCGGUCACCCCUCAAACCCCUCCUGUACGACCUUGAGGGCAACAGACGGGAAAAGCCAGAAUACGGGUCUUUUGGUCAACACAAAGCCUCCAGCGGGCCAGAUCCUGGUGCAGAACCCCGCACUGACCGCAUCGGACCAACUGAAACCGUCUCGGCUGAAGAGGAAGCACAGGGCUCCGACACAGAGGUUGACCAUGACCUGAACAGUGACUCUGCUAAAAGGUGCCCCUCCGGACAGGCAAACGACACAUACACCGUCACCUCAGAAUCCACCGCCGACCCCGAACUUGACGACGGCACAAGCAACUGCCUCUCCACGGCUCCGGUGGGCGGGGACGGUGGCACCCCUCUGUCCGACGAGGAGGAGUUCGACCAAGAAUUUGACAUCAUGUGCAAAGAAGGCUACGACCCGCCCUGUAAAGGUGCUGAGGGUUUAUCCUAUGUGGAGUUCCCAUCCAUUGAGCCGUUUGAGCCUCCUUCCUUCUCCAGCUACGUGUCGUCCUCCAGCCGAUCGGACGCUGACUCAGGGGCUGCCCGCAGUGACAGUCAAGCAGGACUUCAAGACGCUGCAUCUGCUGCAUCCCACGACACAAACUCUCCUUCCUCCGACCCUGGCAUUGCAGACAUGAACAGGAAAGACCGUCGGGCGUACGCGGGGUCCGACCUGAACAGCGAUGACCUCAGCUCACCGGGUUCAGACUCGGACAUUGAGGGAGAGCUGGAGGCAGCCUUCGCCUGUGGCGGGCCCUUGGUCAGUCACAUGAUCUCAUCCAUCUCAGAGACAGAGCUGGACCUCACCAGCGAUGACAGCAGCAGUGGCCGCUCCUCUCACCUGACCAACUCCAUCGAGGAGGCUAGCUCCCCGACCUCUGACCAGGAGCCGGAGUUGGAGUUGGAGCUGGACAGUGGGAUAGUCGCUGUCAAGGCCGCCCUGCUUCUCGGCCAUUCGGACCCCGUCAAAGAAGCUGCUUCGCCCACAGCCCCUUCAGAACCAGAGGUCGUGCCACACUUUGAUGACGGCCAGGCUCGGCAUGGUCUGCAGGAUAUCGACGACAUCGCCCGUGAGCACGAGCAUGCUGUCGACCCAGACGAAACGCUGCCGCCCGCCGUCCACUGCGAGGAAGGCCUCUCCCGGCCGCUGGUCCUACAGAUUGAGCCUGACCACAGUCUCGAGAGCUUCAAGAGAUCUUUCUACCUGCCCGUGGGCCCCAAACUCAUGUCUACUGUCGAUGACAGCGAGUGCGACUCGGACUCCGAGUCAGAGGACGAACUUAGUGAGAACUCUGACUCCCCCUGGCUCCUCAGCAAUCUGGUUAACAAGAUGAUCUCAGAGGGCUCAUACCCAAUCAGCUGCCCAGAGGACUGCUUCAAAAGGUCUCACUCCAUCGCUGACACUAUUUCCCCAUCAUCGGACCUGGAGACGGACGACUUUAAUGAGUCCUUGGAGACUCACUCAGAGAGAGUGAAAGGUGACGCAGCAGAGGGCACUGUCCAGGUCGAAAGCUCAGAAGAGACUCACGAUCCAGGUGUGAGAACGAGUGCAGACGGCAUGGAGGCCCCCGCUGCCACAGACAGUAGGAUGACCUCUGGCUCAGAAGCAGACAUACUAGAAAUUAACCCCAGAAUAAGCCCCCGUCUGUACCUCAGUAACCCCACCAAUGACUCAAUCAGCCCAGCCUUCAUGGAUCGAUACAACCCCAGGAUAGUGAACCAAGUAACCUCUGAAGUGGACUCAAGCCAAACUCGUGUCACAGAAUCGAAAAACCUGCGGCAGGAAGAGGCGGAGCCUAACAAUGAUCUCUCCAUGGAAAGGAGCAGAAUAGAGUCGCCGUGUCCCAGCGAGAGCGUCGCGAGCGACAAAGAUGACGGGCGCGAGCAGAAGGAGGAGGUGAGCCAGAUGGACCGCAUCAAGGAGAUCAAGAACAGCCUGACCCUGGACAUCCCCACCGCCCAGACCAACCGCUGCUUCAGCCUGACCUACUCCACCGAAAACGAGGAAGACUCCCUCUACCCCUUCGGCGAGGAAUACCUGGACAGCUGUCCUCCCGUCGACGAAAGCGUGGAGGAGCUCCCGCCCACCGACGCUCUGAGGGCCCGGCAGCUGGACGAGUCGCUGGCCUACGACUCGGUGAAGUACACCCUGGUGGUGGACGAGAACACCACGCUGGAGCUGGUGAGCCUGAAGCGCUGCACGUCCGUCCUGAGCGAGGACAGCGAGAUCUCCGCGGGUGACGAGGACAACCUGGACGACGAGUUCGGGCGGGAAGAGGAGAGGCCGGAGGAUGAGCUCCUCAGCUCCUCCGAAGACUCCUCUCCCGAGGCUGAUGCCCCCUUCUCCAAGAAGUUCCUCAAUGUUUUCGUCAACAGCGCCUCCCGUUCUUCCAGCACCGAGUCAUUCGGCCUUUUCUCCUGUACAAUCAACGGCGAGGAGAGAGAGCAGACGCACAGGGCCGUGUUCAGGUUCAUCCCGCGGCAUGCGGAUGAGCUGGAGCUGGACGUGGACGACCCGCUGUUCGUGGAGGAGGAGGAGGAUGACUACUGGUAUCGAGGCUACAACAUGCGCACGGGCGAGAGGGGCAUCUUCCCCGCGUACUACGCCCACGAGGUGGUGGGGCAGGUCAAGGAGCUUGCAGGAACGAAGAGGAACACGGCCUGGAUGGAGAGCUUCAACGCACAGUUCCUGGGCUCCGUGGAGGUGCCCUAUCACCAGGGCAAUGGCAUCCUGUGUGCAGCCAUGCAGAAGAUCGCAGUUGCCCGGAAACAGACGGUCCACCUGCGGCCCCCGGCGAUCUGUGAGCUGGAGAUCAGCAUGCAGGGGGUGAAGCUGGUCAUGAGCCUGGAUGACGAGUUCGGGUCGGUGGAUGAGUUCGACAGGUGCAGUCACUUCUUCCAGAUGAAGAACAUCUCCUUCUGCGGAUGCCACCCCAAGAACAACUGCUACUUCGGGUUCAUCACCAAGCACCCCAUGUUGAACCGCUUCGCCUGUCACGUGUUCGUGUCCCAGGAAUCCAUGCGUCGCGUGGCGGAGUGUGUGGGACGAGCAUUCCAGGAGUACUACCAGGAGCACCUGGAGUAUGCCUGCCCCACAGAAGACAUUUACCUGGAGUAGGAGAGAUCAGCCCUGCUGAAACAUCCACUACUGAUGCUGUGCGUUUUUCAAAGAGUCCACCAGGGGGCGCUGGGUAGCUGCAAUCUGAACUGAUGAUGUUUUUCCUCCGGAUCUUGAACCCCUCUGGCAGAAUUUGCUCUACUUCUUUUUUUCUACAACACAUCGUGAAACACAAGCAGGUUGAGGGACUGUUUCUCAAACGGACAAAUCUUGACAAAUUAUUAGAACAACUUCAGUUAAACAACUUCAAAAAAAUUCUAAAUUCAUGCAUGGCUUCAAUGGCAUAGCACACAAACAUGCAAGGUUAAAACAAGCAAAAACUAAAAAAGAAAACAUUAAACUGAACAAAAAGAUCUGUUGAAUAGUAUGGUUUAUGGGUUGGGAAUAUAUAUUUUUUUGUAUCUGUAGCAGACGAACAAAACUUCAGAGUCUGUACAUACGAAUGUGUAAAGGAAAUACUAAUUGGAUUUAUACUGACACUGAAAUUCAAGUGAAGUUUGUUGUGUGUGCAGAUAGUGGCUAGAUCAAAUGACCAGAGUGGAAACCAGAAAAUGUACGUCAAGUUUCUGAAUAAAAUAGUGUAAAUAUGUGCAGUUGCUUUAGGAAGUGGGUAGAAACACUAUUACUUUGUGGUUGGGCAGUGGUUAUAUGCUACACCUAUGUAAAUAUAUACUGUAUGUAUAGACAGUAGAACUAGGGGCUGCUCAUUACUGUGGACGUAGCAUACACCGUGAUCAUCACAGAUGAAAGACAGAGGUUGGUGUCAGUCGAGCUCUAUCUGCCCAAACCUGAGGGUGGAUGUCUGAAUUUACUGGAAUGUCCUCUCAGGACAUAGUGGUCGCAGUCCAAAAAAGGGGGCAAGGAAAGAGGCAGAGGUAUACUGAAUACAGCCAUUCAAGGGGACUAUUCUUGGGGAGAGCAACUACAUUGUGCUUUUCCUAAUGACCAUUCCUGUUGAUUCUAAUGAGGUUGUUAUCACGGGCAUGAUGGUAUACCACUCGGCUGCUGCUAAUUGUGAGAAUGUACAGAUGUGUCACGCAAAGCUACUGUACAUACACACCACCUGACUAAGCUAACAUAGUCCCCUGUUAACUGUGUGGGAGAACGUGGCAGAAGCUUUGACUUGAUUGCAUUGCAGAAUGAUACGCAACAGUUACAUUUUUAUUUAAAAAUAUGUAUCUUUUAUUGAACAAAAACAAUUGCUGGAGCAAUGUCCUACACACUAAGCCAUAACUUUACUGACUGUUGAACAGUGUUGCUGUAAGGUCACCUGUUUGUGGAUAAGUGGUCACUCUGAGAAGAACUGUGUGUGUGUGUGUGUGUGUGUCAGAGACAGAGACAGGGAGAGGCCAUUUAUCAUGUUGUGUCACAAUCACAAAUACAAUAUUGCUUCAUUGUGUCAGGCCUAUUUUCACGAAAUAUCUAGAGAAUAUUCUUUAAUAUGGACAAAUCAAUUCUGUUGCAGUGGAACAACAUUGAAUGAUGCCAUGUGAAAAUAUUCUGUUUGCUUUCUUAUCAUUUUGCCUAGCUAUCUGCUACUGGUACAAGCAAAAUUUAAUCGCUGAGCCUUCUUUCUAGGCGUUUAGCCUAUUCUCGUGAUAACCUGGGACACAAUGGAAAACCCAUCUGUGUGCCAAACACGACCCAAUGCCAGCACUAGCAGCUAUUACUGCUUAUGAUUGCAUAGGGAAAUGAUGGUGUCCAAAGCAGGAUCCCCGCCCGUCUCCUACGCUGACACCACGUGAUCGGUCUGUGCCCCUGGGAAAUAGCUGCUCCUGUGAAAACGGCUGUUUUAUACCAGAUAAAAGUGCGGUCCGUGGGCAUGUCCUUUCCUGCUCACUUUGGCCUUGGGUCAGGCCAGGCGAAGUGUGCCAUUUCCAGGAGGCAAGCAGGAGGUUAAUUUGGCAAAGAUGUGUCUUAUACCGUAGUCCAAGAAAAUACGCAAAUCUCCGUCUUGGUAAGCAGGGAACGCCUUCUCCGCGUGCAAUGUGCAGUCCUACAUUUGAGUUACAGUAAAUACUGUGCCUUUUUCUCUUAAAGUCGCUUCUUCUUAAAUCCACCACGACAGAAUAAAAGAGUAGGGGGUGGAAUAAGUAGAUUUAUUUGAAAAGCAGUUGCAGGUUCCCAUGUUGAAUUCAAUUUGUGUUCAAAAACCUAUGUGGGUUAGAAAACUAUUUAAGAAUGCGCUGAAUUCAAUCUUGUCAGUAAUAAUUUCUUCAUGAUAUUUGUUUUUUUUAAAUCGUUUUUUAUUAUUGUUUUAGAAUGUAGCAAACACCAAAACAUGACAUAAAAACGUUUUUUUAUUGAAGUAUAAGAAUGUUGAACGAUGGGCAAUACUGUGCUAAAUGGAUUUCACCGCUGUCUCAAUACUGAACGUACAGCACGUGAAAUGUCAUGUGAUCACACAAGAGCUAAACAAGAGAGGUAAACACUUAACAUUGAUGGAGAGUUGCCAUUGCUGCAUUUCCUAACAAUGGUCUCACACUGUGCAGUGAAUCCUUUUUAUUUCUUUGUUUCUUUCAAUAAACUCAUGGCAGCUUUUGCGUUUGGGUUGGUUUGAUGCGUGUUUGCCCUGUGAAAGAUCUCCACAUGUACUGUUUUUCAUUUGGAGAGUACUUAUACUUAUUGUUACUCAAUAGCCUUGUUAAAUACGUAUAGUUUGAGUUUGAGCAGAUGCGAGAAUCAGUGCUUUCUGUUACAACAAAGUCCAUAAAUAGAAAGAAGAUUUAAUUGAAAUGCAUAUCACAGUCUUGUAUCUGCAUAAUGUUUAUAUGUUUAAAUGGAAUGCAAUACUAUCCAGUGGAAGUUUUUGACAAGACUAUUAGAAAAAAGGAGUGUUUUGAAGCACAUAACUUAAUGUAUUGUGGACUAGAUAAUUGUAAAUCCAAUAGAAUGUCAACACUUACACUGUGUCAUUCAUAUUUAGCGUGCUAUGAAAACAAAUAUGUAAAAAACAGACAGAAAGGCCAGUUCUAUAAUCGGCCCAAAAGGCCACAGUGGGAAGAUUGUAAAAAAUGUAUUGUACAGGACAUUUUGUUUUCCUAUUUCUAGCCGAUUUUGUUUAUGCAGAUUUAUGUUGUCUUGUGUCUGUCUUUCACUCUGUGAAACAUAAAACUGUGUGAGCACCAUUUUCUAUAUGCCCAGUAAUUACUGCAAACAUGUCUUUUCCAGGCGAGUGACAUGACUGUAAUAUUCUCCAGGCAACAUUGCCAGCUCCUCUGCAGUAGACCCCCAUGUUAGAGCUCCAAUGCAGUAGACCCCUGUGUUAGAGCUGCAUAGAAAGCAAGGCCUACAGCGGGACUUGUACAGUCUACUUUCAUAAGGAGGCCUCUUGCGUCUCGUCAAUAGUGUAUAUUCCGUAUACAGCACUGUAUCCCUUAGCUUUGUGUCCUUGCAAGCACAAAGGUCCUCAGCAUUUUCCAAACUUUUAAACCCCUCCUCUCCUGUUAGACACACACCAGCUCCCAGAGUUCUCUUAACCUGUAUAAUCCAUAAUGGUGUAACUUAAAAACUGAAAUUCUUCACUGUAUAACAAAAAACACUUCAGUAUGUGAUGAUGAACUAUCUAUCUUGUAUCUUCAAAAAUAAGGACUUGUAAAAAAAAAAAAGAGAAAAAAAAGACAAAUUUAUUCACACUGCCUUGUCAUGGAUUUGGUCUUACAGUAUGAAUAAAAUAUAUGCUUGAC